UUGAAGGUCUUGAUCACUUGAUGCAUUUGCAUCAUUAUUGAAAAAAAACCAUCUAUCCUUGCACAUAUAAUGUUAAGACUAGGAAUUAUAAGUCCUGAAAAUAACAUUUUAUAAACUACUCCUAUAAAUUGUUUCAUAUAUCCGACUUGAACUUUUGAGAUCAAUUAAAUCUUAUUGAUGUGCCUGUAAACUUUUGAGUAUUUACUGAACAGUAAGGAGAGUAUUGAAAGAACCGAAAAGAAUCAAAACCGGCUAAAAAGCAAUUGACCUGAUUUUAUGUGUUCAUUCAUUCUUCCUACAGAUUCAGAACAACAAAUAAUAAUGUCUACUACUCUUGCAACUUCAAUGUCAAUGGUGAACCCAAUUAAUCUACGAAACGGUGUUGUUUCUUUCUUCUUCCGUCACCAUACGUCUAGAUUCUUCUGUAGAUGCUCUCAGAGUAAAUACUCUCAGCUUCCUUCAGAAUUCACUGAUACUUUCUCUAAGAGUAUGCAAAUGGCUGCCCUUAAACCCCAUCAUCGUAUUGCUAUUGGGGUCUCUGGUGGUGCUGAUAGUAUGGCCUUGUGUGCCCUAAUGGCACAUUGGAAGACUUUUUCCAGAAACAGCGGUUAUGACAGCUCUGGCUUUGUUGAGGGCUUACUUGCUAUUAUUGUUGACCAUGGGCUUCGGCCAGAGAGUAAAGAAGAAGCUGAAACAGUUUCUCAUUGGGUUUCUGAUAUGGGAAUCAGGUAUGAGAUUGUGCAUUGUGACUGGCCUGAUGGUCAGCCAAAGGUGGGGCACUUGGAAGAAGAUGCUCGUGAUUUGAGGUACAAAAUAUUCCAAGAUGUUUGCUUGCAGAACCAGAUUGGUGUACUACUUACUGCACACCAUGCUGAUGAUCAGGCUGAAUUGUUUAUCCUGAGGCUGUCUCGCAACAGUGGAGUGCUUGGACUUGCAGGAAUGGCAUCAACAUCUCAGUUAUUUCCCAAAUAUCCUUAUUUUAUUAGCAAUUCUUCAGACAGUCAAGGCAUUCUAUUGGUACGACCACUUAUGGAAUUCAGCAAAGAGGAUCUAUACAAGCAUGGAUAUGCUGUUAUUGACCUGGAAAGUUUAAACCCAUCAGAAAGAGACGACAUCUGCCUGUCGAGGUGUUUAGCCGUAAUCUUGCAGUUUAUCUCGCAGAGGCAUAGGCCAGUACGUGGAAGUGCAUCAAGGCUGCUACUGGAUUAUAUACGAACCGUUCCUUGCAAGACCUCAUUGACAGCAUCUGGUUGUUAUCUCUGCACAGCUCCUCGCACUAAAGGGACAAAAGUUAUUGUCUGUUGCUCAGUUCAAUCCACUAUCCCUGGUAAAAUAGAAUUGAAUUCCACGUGUGUUGGCCAAGGGCGGAAGCAAUGCUUUUUGUACGAUGUCCAGCGAAUCGUGAGUGAUCAAAAAUCUCAGUUGGAACACAUGGUGCCUGACCCUUCACAUGUUUGUUUUUUGGAUGUCGUAUCUCCAAACUCCGUCCUAGAUGAAGCAAGAAGACUCGAAAUGAUUUGCGAGUCAACUUAUGACUCCAUAUUACGAUUACGGAUAACAGAAAGAGUUGUUCCAUUCCAAGUCUGA
Molecule: messenger RNA, 1587 nt
Organism: Amaranthus tricolor (Joseph's coat)
Lineage: Eukaryota; Viridiplantae; Streptophyta; Magnoliopsida; Caryophyllales; Amaranthaceae
Exons: 8
Coding region: 277-1587 (436 amino acids)
Biological process (GO): tRNA processing
Molecular function (GO): ATP binding; ligase activity, forming carbon-nitrogen bonds
Source: RefSeq, a predicted model, not a curated record